AUGACUCUGAAUAACAACUGCACCAAGUGUUCUACUGAGCUGGCUUCCCCUGAUAAUAUUCUUGCACACAUUCGUAACAGAUUAUUGGGAGCGACAUCUCUAGAUUAUUCCACAACUGCAGAACAGGCAUUCCGCUUUGGACCACCAAGCCUGCGGUUUUUAGCUCCUAUUGCGAGGUAUGCUGUAAAUAUAAUGCUUAUGUUUACACAACUUGGAUUUUGUUGUGUUUAUUUCCUUUUCGUCUCGAGCAGUUUGUAUGAGGUAAGAAAUCGUUUAUUUAAGGCUAAAUGUUUGAUUAUUGGAUAUAAAAAUGAUAUAACCCUCGACGUUCUUCCUCUUCAGAAUGCUAUGAAAACACCCGAGGAUUUCGGUGGUUUAAGCGGUGUCCUCACUACAGGCAUGGUAAUUGUGAUUUGUCUGUAUACUGCAGUCGGCUUUUACGGAUAUUUAAAGUAUGGAAAUUAUGUGAAAGCAAGUAUAACAUUCAAUCUGCCAUCAGUUCCAUUGAGUGAAUUAAUUCGACUCACAUUUGCCGUUGCCGUCUUCCUGACGUAUGCUCUUCAGUUUUACGUGCCUCUAUCAAUCAUAUGGUCUUACCUGAAAGAGAAGUUUCAGAUGGAAGGGAGGUGUUCUUCCAGAGUUCAAACUAUUUCUGAACUUCUUCUUCGUACUUUUUUAGUAUUUAUCACAUGUAAGUAUGGCUAUACUGAUUUCGACCAAAGAAAGAUGACCCUGAUUAUCAUCAAAGAUGUUGCCAUCAUAUUAUUUGGAAUAUUUGGGUGUAUCAUCGGUACAUAUACAACAAUUAAGGAAAUAGUGCACCAAAUAGGGGAGCCCUCAUGAUAUCUGUCUAUGACAGUUAUUAUAAAUAUGCAUGUAUUUGUACGUGAAGGGCUUGAGGUGACAUAAUGAUAAGUUUUGAUGAUAGCUUCACAUCAAACAGUUCCUUGGUGGUAUAUUUUCCUGAUAGGUACAUUACAAAUUUCUCUAGGAAACUGCCCAAUACAUGAAAAUAACUUAUUGCGCCAAAGAAAACUGAGAAUUGUUUUCCACUAAAAGCCCUCUGGUAAAAAUUAAAAAAUGUGGCUUAUCAUUACAUUCCCCCAAACCUUUUGUAUAUUAGAAGAGCUUAGUCAAAGAAGGUGCAAAGUAACAUUUUAUUCGAGUACAAAUGUGCUAUGAUGACAAUAGGAAGUAAUAACAAAGUAUAAUGAUGCUUCUGUGCUCUUCAAUUUUGUCUAGUUUCGCCACUGUUUUGUACAUAUUGCUCCGACGCCAUUUUAAUAUUUUUUACAGAGAUGAUUACGUUUUAAGACUAGAAUGUAGAUGAUGUCUUGAAAAUUCACUGUAUCUGUGAAAGCUAGAUUAGCGCUUUUAGCCACUACGUGUACCAUUUUUUUUUAAAAUUCCAUUAUUUAAAUAUAAGAAACUGAGAGAAUGUUCCAACUCUUUCUAAUGCCGUGUGUCUAAGACAACUUAAUUCAGACAAAUCAUUAGAAAUGUAAAACUAUUUAAUUAUUAAUUAACCCUCUAAAGGUUAAAUUCGUCAGCCAUAUUUUUAAAUAAGUAAGUUUUUAAGAAAAUAUGUUUUUUAAAGUAUUAUCCCCUGUUGCUACAUUUUCUAAAACUGAUGUUUUUAAAUUAGCUAAAAUGUUACUUAGAACCUUCUUCCAUUUUGUUCUUCAAAUAUAUAUAUUAUUUAUAGCUAGUUACAUGUUUAAUUUGACUGUCAGUGUACUUAUGUAUAUUCUCCAUAAAAGUAUGUGUAUUUUGUAUAAUAGCUGAUAAUCAGUUGAAAUAUGUUUAAUUUAACUGCCAUUGUACUUAUGUCUAUGCUCCGUAAAAAUAUUUGUGCUUUGUAUAA
Parasteatoda tepidariorum (common house spider) is the source of this 1864-nucleotide messenger RNA. The record is from RefSeq and is a predicted model, not a curated record. NCBI's taxonomy places the organism in Eukaryota, Metazoa, Arthropoda, Arachnida, Araneae, Theridiidae.